AUGGCAGACAAUGAAACACAGGACUGGGCUACAGGCAUCAAGUCUGUACAAUUCCAGAAGAACUCAGCACAUCACUCGGGGAUUAAGUGUUCACCAUACUCGGCCAUGUUUGGGUGUGAAGCUCGAGUGGGCUUAACCUCUUCAGCACUACCCACAGAAGUGAUCUACAGGAUGGAGAGUGAGGAUGAUCUUCUGGCUGCUUUCUCGUGUAGCACACCUCAUACACAAGAAGCUGACAUCAUACAAGUCAUCUCAAGCAGCACAACUCCUUCUCAUGAAACUGACAGCAUCACAGCCUCAUCAAACAGCCCAGCUUCUUCUCAUGAAACUGACAGCAUACCAGCCUCCUCAAGCAGCCCAACAUCUCCACAUGAAACUGACAGUAUACCAGCCGACUUAAGCAGCCAAACUCAGCCAUCAGUCACCACCACACCAAUCUUGGAAGACCACACUAUCCAGAUCAGGAAGCGUAGAGCUGAAGCCUAUACAGCACUACUAUCUCAGGCAGAGAGGAUGGUGAAACGCAGCCGUGUGGAUCUCAAAACCGGUGUGCCUGGGGACAAUGUGGCUGUUCCUAUACCGGCAGUAGAUCGUGGCAGAGGGGAUCCUCGUAACAUUCUUGGUGUCAUCGUCAACAGAGACGUCGACACUGACCAGUACAAGAUUGCUGUAAAGGCGGGUGUUUUAAAGGGACAAUACUCCAGGAACCAGUUUGAUUUGUGUCCUCAGCGAUUACUGACAGAAGCUGAUGUCAGUCAGGAGAAUGUAACGUCACUUCUUUCUGCUGUUAUUGCGGAAUCUUCAUCUGGUGGGCAAGGUUUUACCAAGUGCAACUGCAACGGUCCAAAAAAGUGCCAGUCCAACAGAUGCAAAUGUUUUAAAGCAAAGCUGAAGUGUAACUCAAGAUGUCAUUCCAGCCUCACAUGCUGCAACAAAUAA
Messenger RNA from Mya arenaria, 939 nucleotides. RefSeq lists its product as uncharacterized. Bases 1 to 939 code for a protein of 312 amino acids. Lineage: Eukaryota; Metazoa; Mollusca; Bivalvia; Myida; Myidae. The transcript has a single exon. The record is from RefSeq and is a predicted model, not a curated record.